AUGACUUCUAUGAAGCCGACAGUCAAAUCUGUGAGCACCCUCAACAGCGUUCAGCAAUUAAAGGAUGCUAUGGGACACAUAUUUCAAGACUCUCAAAUAUCAUUGAUGAGCCACAGAAAAUUGGUCAUCGUCAUGAAAAAUAUAUUUAAAAGAGCUAUUGAUUUAGGCUAUCAUGAGUAUUUCGGCUUAAUAUUCACUAAAUUUGUCAAUAAAAUUCUUGCAUUAAAGAAAGGUGAACAAGUUGGAGAUAGAGUUGUCAAAUUCAUAGCACUGUUCGUGAGGACCCUAAAUAGCGAUGAAUUAGAGCGCAAGGCAAAAGAAGACAAACUAGAUCAAAACGAAGAAUAUGCAGAUGAUGAUGAAGAGGAUUCGACUACGGAUUUGUUUUUGAAAUACCUUAUUAACCAUUUAUUGAUGGGUAUAGAAUCGAAAGAUAAAAAUGUCAGAUUUAGGGUAGUUCAGUUGUUAGCGUAUUUGGUGAAUCAGAUUUUGGAAAUAGAUUACGAUACGUAUAGGGUCCUAUAUACCUCUUUGAGUAGAAGACUAAACGACAAAGAGCCAAUGGUGAGAAUUCAAGCAAUAAUUUCUUUAGCUAAAUUUCAAGUUUAUGAUAUGGACACUGAAGAUGAUGAAGAACAAGGCCAUGAAGAAGAGCCACUUAUCUCAAAGCAUCAAAUUGAGAAGAUGCUCGUGUCCGCCAUAAAAAAUGAUGAGAGUGCAGAAGUACGAAGAGCUUCCUUGAUAAACCUCACACGAACAAAAGAAAACAUACCAUUUUUAUUAGAAAGAGCAAGAGAUUCAAAUUCAAUCAACCGUAGGUUGGUUUAUUCACGAAUAAUGAAAGAACUAGGAGAUUUCAGACGUUUGGAUUUUCACUUUAGGGAAAGCUUAUUAAAAUGGGGCCUAAAUGAUAGAGAUGUAUCUGUACAAAAGGCAGCCGUGAGAAUGUUAACUGAAGAUUGGUUUAAUACUGUUGAAGGUGAUCUAUUAAAGCUUAUAAGUGAAUUGCACCCCACGGAAAGCGAAUCCGCCUCGGAUGCUAUGAUAUCGUUUUUCGAUGCCAAACCUGAGAAGAUAGGUGACGUUAAAAUUAAUGAAAUUGAUUGGAAUAACCUAGUACCAGAAGAAGCAUUUUUAUUAAGCACAUUUUACUCAUAUUGCAACCGUAAUAAUAUCUAUGAUGCCAUAGAAGCCAACUUCCCGGAAUCUGUUGACUUGUCUGAAACGUUACGAAAACAACUAGAACUCAGAACCAGCUUUUUAAGGAAUAACGUCGAUACCUUGGCAAAGCAUGAUGCAUUCAAGCAAGCAGUUCAGGAAAUAGAGAAUGAAGCGUUCCCUCUCCAAACAGAGAUGUUCAAAGUGAAAUACGAGAUGGACCAUAACUUUAGAAACUUUCAAAAGGCAGAAAGUACUUUAGAGAAUUUAAACUAUCAAAUAACGCUUUACAAAAAAAGGAUUAAAGACUUAAGCAGUGGAAUUGAGGUAAGGCAAACUCUCAAAAAGGGAUCGGACCGCGAACUAACAGAGGAAGAAUUUUUUUUGUCUUUGGCUCCAAGAGAUCUCAGGAGUUACAUAAAAGAAAAUGAAGAAGAUAUAAAAUCAUUGAAUGAUUCUAUUGAGAAUUUUGAAACUAAUAUUUUUAGAUCCCAGCAAAGAUUUACCGAAUUAGAGGAGAAAUUCGCUAUUAUUUCUAAUAAACGAGAUGCAGAGAUGAGUCGCUUUAAUUCAAAAAAUAAGGAAUAUUUGCCGUUCAAAAGUGAAUUGAAAAAUAUUGAAUUUAUAGUUGAACAAUUGUUACUUAUAGCAAAGGACUAUGAUUUCAGUGAUGAAAUUGGUAGACGGAAAAUGUUGCAAGUCAUUCGGAUAAGUCUCAUGGAUGACAAUUUGAACGAUAGACUCACAGAACUCACAUUGAAAGUCUUAAGAAAAAUAUCAAUUAGUGAAAGAGACUUUACGACGAUGUGUACUGAAAUUAUAAAUGAUCUUAGAGAUUCCUUUGAUAAUGAAGAUGACUCCUUUCAUUCAGCGAUUUCUGGUUUUGACAAUGAUGAACAGCCAGACGAAUUUAUUGAUUCAAAUACAAGUAAAAAGAGAAAAGUUGAUGUAGCCCCGCCUCCAAAUGAAGUUAUCGUGCAGUGCCUUAUAAUAGCACAGCAUGCUUUGGAAUUAGCAGAGGAGCCCUUGGAACAUAAUUUAUCAUUAAGUUCGUUGAGAUUCAGUUUAAUAAACUUCGCAAUUCAGCAAAUGGAUAACGUGACAAUUUACACUCUUGGCUUGAAGUGUCUUGGCCUCUUCACUUUGCUCGAUCGCGACUCUGUCUUCGAUUCAAUCCAGCUUUUUAACCUCAAGUUACGGGACGGCACUGAGGAGGUCAGGGUAAUUGCAGUGAAGGCAAUGGUUGACAUUCUAUCAACGUAUGGACCAUCAGUGAUUAAGGAAAAGAUGCUAAUUUAUUCCUUAGCUCGAAACUUUCAUAAGAAUUUAAAUCAGUUUGACAUGCCAAAGCUACAGUGCAUAGUAGCGGAAGGAGUUUGUAAGCUCUUUUUAGCUGAUAUUUUUUCUGACUCAUUACGAUCUGAUGACGAAGGUUUUGAAUCUACGAAGCAGUUAUUUGAAUCUUUGAUACUUAGUUAUUUCCAUCCAUUGACAGCCAAGAAUCCAGAGUUGAGACAAAUUUUAGCUUUCUGUAUUCCUGUUUAUGCAUUCAGUCAUGUCAAUCACCAAGUUCGGUUGGGUACAAUUACCGGCGAUUGUGUCUUUCGUAUGUUCUUGGAAGAUGGAGAUUUUAUGAGGUACGAAAAUAAGCUUGCUCCUAAUACUCUCAUACAGCAAUUAAUAAAUUGGUGUGAUCCUAGGAACUUGGUUAAUGUACCUUUGGAGGAGGUCCAUAGUCUGCCUUCUCAUGUGCUUCAGGCAAUAUCUUUGUUACAAGCCGUAGAACAGGAAACUCCAAAGAAUGUCAAAAAAGCCAUUAUCAACAACCUUUCUAAAUUUGCCAUUUAUGAAGAGUUAAGCUCGAAGGUGUUAGAAGGAUUGUUAACUAGUCUUACAGAUACAAAAAGUUGUUUCGAGGCUAAUACAAAUAACUCAGAAUUUAAUUUAGAUAAAACUACCAUCAGAAAUUUUAACAACUUUCACGACAAUGUACGCAGCUGCUAUGAAAAAUCUGUGGCUAGAGAGUUGAAAGAAGCCAGUGAAAAAGGCAGUAGAUCGGUUUCGGCUAACGCCUCAUCAACAUCGCUACUCAAUGUGAAAGACAAAGCAUCUGAAACCAAUGAUGUUGAUAUGGCUAGCGAAAGGGAAGCAGCCUUGAAUGACGUACCUGGGUCUGCUACUGAUAGAGAAACAAGUUUCACAGACAAAAAUCAGUCGAGUUCAGUCUCUGCAAACUCAAGCCAACAAAAUAUAGAUAAUACGCUACGCAAUAUUGACAAAAUGUUAGCGGAAGAGGAUGACGUGGAAUAUGAUAUUUCUAUGAGUGAUUAA
Messenger RNA from Priceomyces carsonii, 3489 nucleotides. RefSeq names its product condensin subunit (gene YCG1). Gene Ontology annotation, cellular component: condensin complex; condensed chromosome. Gene Ontology annotation, biological process: mitotic chromosome condensation. The transcript has a single exon. NCBI's taxonomy places the organism in Eukaryota, Fungi, Ascomycota, Pichiomycetes, Serinales, Debaryomycetaceae. The record is from RefSeq and is a predicted model, not a curated record. The coding region runs from base 1 to 3489 and encodes 1162 amino acids.